Lolium perenne is the source of this 2030-nucleotide messenger RNA. NCBI's taxonomy places the organism in Eukaryota, Viridiplantae, Streptophyta, Magnoliopsida, Poales, Poaceae. The record is from RefSeq and is a predicted model, not a curated record.
CCUCUGAAAAUACAGUAGUCUACCUUGCCCGUUCCCAUCCUCGCCAACUCACCGAUCCCACGAUGGGAGUGGGACCCACCCCGCUCCGUCCGUCCCGCACCUCCUCUACCUCGGCACAAGCGGCGGCCAUCUUCGUCGAAGUUGGGCAGACGAGGUGGCCGGGCCGCCCGUCUGCCCCUCGCCUUUGGCGCCAAGUCCUCAUGUUGCUCCUCCCCGCCGUUGUUGCCGCGCUCUCCCACCCGUCCCGCUCCUCCCGGCCGCCUUCGACGCUGGAUUCGCCACCGCUAGGCUGCUCUGCUCGCCCCUAUAUCCCAUCACCACCGACAGUGUAGCUGUAUUUAACAUUCCAGGCAGGACAUUUCCAGUUAAUAUCUUGUUCAUCAAAACACUUUGGGAAGAUUAUGUGGAAGCAGCCGUGAAGCAGGCCAUGACAAUCCACAUAACGAGUGGCCCUGGUGACAUCCUCAUCUUUAUGAAAAGCCAGGAAGAAAUCGAGGCUACCUGCUAUGCUCUUUCUGAGCGCAUGGAGCAGCUAAUAUCAUCGUCCACCAAGACUGUACCACAGCUUUCCAUCUUGCCAAUCUACUCGCAAUUGCUGGCUGACUUGCAGGCCAAGUUAUUUCAGAAGGCAGAAGAGGGCACUCGUAAAUGCAUUGUUGCUACCAAUAUUUCUGAGACAUCCCUCACAGUAGUAUGUCAUUGAUACCGGGUACGGAAAGAUGAAGGUCUACAAUCCACGGAUGGGCAUGGAUGCUCUUCAGGUUUUUCCGUGUAGUCGAGCAGCUGCAGACCAGCGUGCAGAACGUGCAGGGAGAACUGGUCCUGGCACAUGCUACAGACUGUUCACAGAGUCAGCUUACCAGAAUGAGAUGCUCCCUAACCCUGUGCCAGAGAUUCAAAGGACUAACCUGGGAAAUGUGGUUCUGUUACUGAAAUCUCUCGUCGAAAACUUGCUUGAUUUUGACUUUAUGGACCCACCCCCACAGGAGAAUAUCCUCAACUCCAUGUACCAGCUCUGGGUAUUAGGUGCCUUGAACAAUGUUGGUGGCCUUACAGAAAUAGGUUGGAAGAUGGUGGAGUUCCCAUUGGACCCGACUCUAGCAAAGAUUCUUCUCAUGGGGGAGCAGUUGAAGUGCGUUGGCGAAGAAAAGAAGCUAUUGUGGGAACUAGAAAAGGAGAGAAGUUCCAUGAUUUUUGAAAAUGAGGAGAAUAUGAAGGAUUAUUAUGAUCUACUACAGCAGUACAAAACUUUAAAGAGGGAUGUCCGUGAUAUUGUACUUUUGCCAAAAUAUGUUCUGCCUUUCUUGCAAUCUGGAAGGCUUGUUCGUGUCCAAUACAGUACAGAUGACCAACCCACCUUCUCUAUUGACGAAAAUGUCACGUGGGGAAUUACAAUAAACUUUGAAAAGGUGAAAACCAAUGCUGAAGACAUAAAGCCUGAGGAUAAUGAUUACACUGUCGAUGUCCUGAACAGAUGUUCUGUAAACAAGGACAUACGUGGAAAGAAGAUUAUGAAGAUUAUACCUCUCAAUGCCUGUGGAGAACCAGUUUUUAUUUUGUUGCCACUUUCUCAGGGUCUAUCAUCAGUAAUCAGUCGGACUUCUUCUAGGCACAUUUUUAGAGAGGUUUAUGAUCAGUGUUGUGGCAUCUGGUGCGGGAGACUUCUCGCUGAGCUCUCUAUUCUUCCUCUGACCUUUAAUAUUGUCAUUCGAAGAAUUAUCAAAGGUGAUGCUCGCUAUCAUGUUCUCAUGUUCAAAUGCAGUUCCAGUGCUCCGAUUUCAAAUGCAGUUGCAGUGCUCCGAUUUCAAAUCCACUAUGCUAUCAUUUAGACUGUAGCCCUGUUGGCGAUUAACAGAUUAGAGUUUAAGGCUGCUUAUGUAAAUGUCAAAGAUCAGAAGAUCGGGAUUAUCCCAAUAAGUAUUUUCAUGGUAAAUAACUGCUACGUUAUUUGAGAAUUCAUGUUUGGAAAAUGGCUGAUGAUUUGAGAAUUCAUAUGUAACCACAUUCUUCAGCAGCCACCAGUAAUUGAA